Limulus polyphemus (Atlantic horseshoe crab) is the source of this 1336-nucleotide messenger RNA. Its product is annotated as O-phosphoseryl-tRNA(Sec) selenium transferase-like. The transcript has 10 exons. Gene Ontology annotation, molecular function: O-phosphoseryl-tRNA(Sec) selenium transferase activity; tRNA binding. The coding region runs from base 119 to 1336 and encodes 405 amino acids. Lineage: Eukaryota; Metazoa; Arthropoda; Merostomata; Xiphosura; Limulidae. Gene Ontology annotation, biological process: selenocysteine incorporation; conversion of seryl-tRNAsec to selenocys-tRNAsec. The record is from RefSeq and is a predicted model, not a curated record.
GAAUUAUACGACGCGUAAGAUAUGCGAGAAUAAUCCUCGAAAUUAUUUUUCUGUUCUGGUAUUGAGAAAGAGGCUUAUUGGUGUAAUUAAAAAAAGAAAUCUAACUCAAUUUUCAGUUAUGAUGAAUAAGUCAAACCUAGAACUUUCCAAGCGACUCAUUCCAGAGAAUUAUGUUCAGCAGGCUGCUCAAGCUCUGUCUGUGAGAGAAAACAAGAUUAGAAUCCUUCUAGAACAGAGAAGGCUACCUGAUGAAGGAUGGGAUGAAACAACCAUUGAAGUUCUACUUCAACAGUUGUCACUAAUGGAUAGUAACAACUUUCCUGGAAAUUGUGGAGCUGGAGAACGUGAAGCAAGAAUUUCCUCUGAGCUAGUGGCUAGACGUCAUUUUAGGAUGGGACAUGGGAUUGGAAGAUCAGGAGAUAUUAAUGAAGUGCAGCCCAAGGCUGCAGGUUCCAGUUUAAUGAGCAAACUCACUAACUCUCUGGUCCUUCAAGUUCUUCGUGAAGCAGGAGCUCCUUCUACAGCUUCUGCCUUUGUGGUUCCUAUGGCAACAGGAAUGAGCCUGGUUCUGUGCCUUUUAACUCUCCGUCACAGACGCAAAGGAGCAAAAUACGUCAUCUGGCCUAGAAUAGAUCAAAAGUCAUGUUUUAAAUGUAUGCUUACAGCAGGUUUUGAACCAGUCAUCGUUCAGAACAAAUUGUAUGAAGAUGAGUUGAGAACAGAUAUUGAGGCAUUAGAGAAGAGUAUUGAAGAGCUAAAGGCAGAAAAUAUUGUUUGUGUUCUCACCACCACUUCAUGUUUUGCUCCAAGAACACCAGACAGAUUAGAAGAAGUUGCUAAGCUCUGUAAGCAGUACAAUAUUCCUCAUCUGGUAAAUAACGCUUAUGGUGUGCAGUCGUCAAAGUGCAUGCAUCUGAUCCAAGAAGCUUCCAAAAUAGGCAGACUUGAUGCAUAUGUUCAAAGUAGUGAUAAAAACUUCAUGGUUCCAGUUGGUGGGUCUAUCAUUGCUGGAUUUGAUAAAAACCUAAUUGAAGAAAUAGGAAAAACCUAUCCAGGUAGAGCUUCUGCUGCUCCUUCUGUUGAUAUGUUCAUUACUUUACUGGAUCUGGGGAAGCAGGGCUUUCAAAAGCUUUUGCAGCAAAGGAAACACAGGUUUAAUCACCUGAAGCAAGAAUUAACAAAAAUUGCAGAAAAACAUGGAGAACGAUUGCUAGAUACAAGACACAAUCCAAUUUCUUUAGGUAUCACUCUGAGCAGUUUUCAUGGCUUAGAAGGAAAAUCUCUGACUCAGAUAGGGUCAAUGCUGUUCACUAGAUGUAUCUCUGGAGCAAGGUAA